AUGGGAGCGGUGUGGGGGCUGCCUUUCCCACAACUGUACCCCUACGGCAGUCACCACUCGACGGGCCGUGUUGUUGGAGGGCAGGAAGCAGUUCCACACAACUGGAAAUGGCAGGUAUCUCUGCAAUCCGCAUACAAGACCUCACCUGAUUACUACGGCCACUUUUGUGGGGGAACCAUUUACAGACGUAAAUGGAUCAUGACCGCUGCUCAUUGCUUCAGCUCACCCGAGGAUUAUCUGUACCGCGUGGCCUUAGGAGAGCACGAUAUUGAUGAGGUGGAGGGAACGGAAUAUUACCUGGACGUAGAUGCGAUCUUCAUCCACGAAAACUGGGAUCCAAAUUACAUCACAAAAGGGUACGUUCACAUCGCAAGAUGGUCCAAGUGGUGCAGUAAAACUAACGUAUACGAUAACUCCUACAUCGAAAUUGCAGUAGAACCGGGAAACGGGGAAAUCCUUGCUCAUGGCUAUUCCUGCUACAUCACGGGAUGGGGGUCCACUGGUAAUAGUUCACCCUCUAAGUUACAGCAAGCCCUACUCCCUGUGGUCGACUACGCUACUUGUUCCCAAUCCAACUGGUGGAGCACUGCUGUGAACGAACAGAUGAUCUGCGCUGGAGGAGAUGGCUAUACAGCCGGCUGUUUUGGGGAUUCUGGUGGGCCUCUUAACUGCUUGUCCUAUGACGGAUAUUGGACUGUCUAUGGUAUUGUGAGCUUCGGCCCAGGAACUUGCAACCAGUUUCAGAAACCAACUGUUUUCACACGGGUUUCCGCCUACCAGGACUGGAUGGAAAAGGUGAUACAAGCGAAUGGUGGGGAUUAGGACAUAUCAGUACAACAAGAAGAAGAACAAGUUGCAUUUAUAUAGCGCCUUUCACUUCAGGAGGUACCAGACGGGAGGUGAUG
Messenger RNA from Callorhinchus milii (elephant shark), 905 nucleotides. Its product is annotated as elastase-1. The record is from RefSeq and is a predicted model, not a curated record. The transcript has 8 exons. The coding region runs from base 1 to 822 and encodes 273 amino acids. Gene Ontology annotation, molecular function: serine-type endopeptidase activity. NCBI's taxonomy places the organism in Eukaryota, Metazoa, Chordata, Chondrichthyes, Chimaeriformes, Callorhinchidae. Gene Ontology annotation, biological process: proteolysis.